CCCGGCUCCCGUUGCCCACCCCACUUCCUUCCGUGGCCGGCGUAGCCAUGGCGGCCAUGAGCCUGCUGCAGCGGGCUUCGGUCGCCGCGCUGACAGCGCUGUCUUGCCGCCGCGCUGGCACUAGACUCGGAGUCGGAAGUUUCCUCGCACGGAGCUUUCCGAAGACUGUCGCUCCUGUGAGGCACAGUGGGGACCAUGGCAAGAGACUAUUUGUCGUCAGGCCUUCCUUAUACUAUGACGCUCGCUUCUUGAGAUUAAUGAAAUUCUACCUUCUGUUGACUGGGAUCCCAGUUGCCAUUGGCAUAACACUGGUGAACAUAUUUAUUGGUGAAGCCGAGCUUGCAGAAAUCCCAGAGGGCUACAUCCCGGAACACUGGGAGUACUACAAGCAUCCAAUAUCAAGGUGGAUUGCCCGGAAUUUCUUUGACGGACCUGAGAAGAACUAUGAAAAAACCCUGGCUAUCCUCCAGAUUGAAUCUGAAAAGGCCGACUUACGGUUAAAGGAGCAGGAAGUUCGAAGACUGAUGCGUGCCCGGGGUGAUGGACCCUGGUAUCAAUAUCCAACCCCUGAAAAGGAGUUCAUUGAUCAUUCUCCAAAAGCAACUCCUGACAACUGAUGAUUCAUCUGUCUACGAACAGUGUGUUCCUCCAGUGGGAAGAAAUGAAUAAAUACUCUGUAUUUCUACUCUGA
Mastomys coucha (southern multimammate mouse) is the source of this 691-nucleotide messenger RNA. It is a transcript of the gene Ndufb5, whose product is annotated as NADH:ubiquinone oxidoreductase subunit B5. The record is from RefSeq and is a predicted model, not a curated record. The transcript has 6 exons. Lineage: Eukaryota; Metazoa; Chordata; Mammalia; Rodentia; Muridae. The coding region runs from base 48 to 617 and encodes 189 amino acids.